CAACUUUGCUUCCUCCUCUUAUCUAAACCUUCCUUCCCCUCUUUCUUGAUAAACCCAUCAACAAUUAUCUAUUUCAUCAUCUGGGUGUUUGAUAAAAAUUCAAUCUUUAUCUGGGUGUUUGAUAAAAAUUCAAUCUUUUUUAUUAAUGGGUCUAAAAGGCUCAAUCUUCUUGAUUGAGAUUAUUGUUUUUUGGGGAUUUUUGAGUGUUCAAGGGCACAUAAAAACAACCCUUGAAGGACCCUUUAAGCCUGUGACUAUUCCUCUGGAUGAGACAUUUCGAGGGAAUGCUAUUGACUUGCCUGAUGAUGAUCCCAGAGUUGUGAGGAUUGUUAAUGGAUUUCAGCCUGAGCAAAUCUCUCUGUCUCUUUCCUCAACUUUUGAUUCUGUUUGGGUUUCUUGGGUCACAGGGGAGUAUCAAAUUGGGAAAGACAUAAAGCCAUUAGAUCCAGAAUCUGUGGCAAGUGUUGUUCGAUAUGGAGAAGAAAGUUCUUCACUGAAUUAUGAAGCGAAAGGGAACUCACUUAUUUACAGUCAACUUUAUCCAUUUGAAGGCCUUAAUAACUAUACGUCUGGGAUCAUACACCAUGUUCGGCUUACAGGGUUGGACCCUGAUACAAAGUACUAUUACCAAUGCGGAGAUCCUUCUAUCGAAGCAAUGAGCAAAAUUUUUAGUUUUAGGACCAUGCCUGUUUCUGGUCCAACGAGUUACCCGAAGAAAAUAGCAGUGCUAGGGGAUCUGGGUUUAACAUAUAAUUCUACUUCUACUGUCGACCACAUCAAAAGUCACUCUCCUGAUCUUGUUAUCCUGGUUGGAGAUGUAACUUAUGCUAAUCUGUAUCUGACAAAUGGAACUGGAUCUGAUUGUUAUUCGUGCUCAUUUCCAGACACUCCUAUACACGAGACUUAUCAACCUCGAUGGGAUUACUGGGGAAGGUACAUGCAGCCUUUAUUGUCUAAAGUUCCUAUAAUGGUGGUGGAAGGGAAUCAUGAGAUAGAAGAGCAAGUUCAUAACAAAACAUUUGAGGCUUACAGCUCUCGAUUUGCGUUCCCAUCUGAAGAGAGUGGAUCGAAAUCAACAUUCUACUACUCGUUCGAUGCAGGUGGCAUACAUUUUGUGAUGCUUGGUGCAUACACGGCAUAUGAUAAGUCAGCUGAGCAAUAUAAGUGGUUGGAAAGCGAUCUGGCUGAAGUUAACAGAAAAGUAACUCCAUGGCUUGUAGCUGUUUGGCAUCCGCCCUGGUACAGCACCUAUGUAGCGCACUACAGAGAGGUAGAUUGUAUGAGAGUAGAAAUGGAAGAACUACUAUACAAGUCUAGGGUUGAUAUUGUCUUCAAUGGACAUGUUCAUGCUUAUGAGAGGUCAAACAGAGUGUACAACUACAACUUGGAUCCUUGUGGUCCUAUUCAUGUGACGAUAGGCGAUGGUGGUAACAGAGAAAAAAUGGCAAUAUUGCAUGCCGAUGAGCCUGGUAACUGCCCAGAACCAUCUACUACUCCAGAUGAUUUUAUUGGUGGAUUUUGCGCAUACAACUUUACAUCAGGUCCUGCUGCUGGCAAGUUCUGUUGGGACCAGCAGCCUGAAUAUAGUGCUUAUAGAGAAAGUAGCUUCGGCCAUGGGAUCCUUGAGGUAAAGAACGACACACAUGCUCUAUGGACAUGGCACCGGAAUCAGGACAUGUACUAUGAGGCUGGAGACCAGAUUUACAUUGUAAGGCAACCUGACGAGUGCCCAGUUGAAGAGAAGGAAACUAAGCUUUGGGACUCUAGUCGAUAAAGCGCCUCAAAGGAUUUCUCGUAGUCCUCAUGUUCAAGUACACAACUCUAGUUGCGCUACUAAUUCUGUGUAUUACAUAAAGUUGAAGAUGGCAGUUUAAACAGAUAGAAUCAUACAAUGAGCUAAUAUACGGGGUUCAGACAGCCUACCCCAUAGACUUGAGGAUGAAAUAUCAGAUUAAACAAGUUUAUGUUUAUACUGUGAUUGUACUGGUAAAA
Molecule: messenger RNA, 1992 nt
Organism: Daucus carota subsp. sativus
Lineage: Eukaryota; Viridiplantae; Streptophyta; Magnoliopsida; Apiales; Apiaceae
Product: purple acid phosphatase 15
Exons: 7
Coding region: 146-1774 (542 amino acids)
Molecular function (GO): acid phosphatase activity; metal ion binding
Source: RefSeq, a predicted model, not a curated record